This is a messenger RNA of Culex pipiens pallens (northern house mosquito), 1571 nucleotides long. RefSeq names its product syntaxin-17 (gene Syx17). Gene Ontology annotation, biological process: exocytosis; intracellular protein transport; vesicle fusion. The coding region runs from base 316 to 1296 and encodes 326 amino acids. Gene Ontology annotation, molecular function: SNAP receptor activity; SNARE binding. Lineage: Eukaryota; Metazoa; Arthropoda; Insecta; Diptera; Culicidae. The record is from RefSeq and is a predicted model, not a curated record. Gene Ontology annotation, cellular component: endomembrane system; plasma membrane; SNARE complex. The transcript is spliced from 2 exons.
AGUCAACGUCAAAAGGAGAGGGAAAGAAGGAAACUUCGUUCGAUUGUGAAAAAAAGUUAAAAUUCAGAACAAAAUAGUGCGUUUUAAAGUUUAAGCGUAGGCAGUAGUUGUAGUGCAACGCAAAAAGUAUCAUAAUUCUGCAUAGUGAAUUGAUUUCUGGUGGUGAUAAGCCUGGAUGGCCAUUUCGCAAAAACUUUAAAGAGCACUGGUCAGCUGUUUGGAGCAAAAACAAAAGAAUCAAAAAUCGAUCGAUACUGCCUGCCUCGCACAACAAAGAAAAGGUCCAAAAUCAACAACAAACUUCCACCCAGCGCCAUGGAGUCCAGCAGCGAGGAGAAGAUUUCCCUCAAACUGGCGGAAAUUUCCAUCCAAAAGUUCAACCAAACCAUCCCGCAGUACUUGAACCUGCUGAAGAACCACAAGUGCAACAUCGAGAAGGCGUUCCAGCUCAAGGACUGGGACCGGAUUAAGCGCGAGCAGAUCAACGCCACUCGGGUGAUUAAGCAGAUGAAGUUCCUGAUACUGGAGAUCGACAAGGUGCGCAGCCGGGUGCGGAACGAGGAGCUGGAUCGGUUCGACGAGGGCACGGACGGAGCGAAGAAGACGGCCCUGGCCGGGAUGGGCGAGUAUUUGGAAAUGCAGCAAAAGAUCGCCGCCCGGUCCCAAUCCUCCUACAGCUUCCAAGAAGACGACAACUACGACGACGAAGACGACCUCCGGCGUGGCCGACGCAACGGCGACAACCAGUACCAGCUGGCCGCGCAAAUCCCCCAAAUCACGAGCAGCUACGACCGGCAAGCGGACGAACUGCGGCACCGGGCCGAGUGCCUCAAAGAGAUGGAAGUCCUGCAGCGGGACAUUGUCGAAAUUCAGGACCUGUUCCAGGCGGUCCACAAAAUGGCCCACGGUCAGGCGGAAAUGGUUACGGCGGUGGAGGAAAACGUCGAGGUGACCCAGAUCCAGGUGGAGGAGGGUGUAACGGCACUGCAGCGAGCCCUGCGCUACAAGAAGGCCAUCUAUCCGAUGUGUGGCGCCCUGCUGGGGUCCUGCAUAGGCGGUCCGAUUGGGCUGGUUGUUGGACUGAAGGCCGGCGGGUUGGCGGCCAUCGGCGGCGGGUUGAUGGGAUUCGCCGGCGGAAAGUACAUCAAAAACGAGGAAGGGGUGGACGUGGUCGACGCGAUAGACGGUGGGGACAAGGGCGUUGAGGUCGAGGCCAAUGGGGCGGCGCUGGCGGUGGGCGCGACGGAACAGGAACCGGACCAGCAGCAGUGGGUGAUUUGCGAGCGGAAGGAAUGACGUUUGCCGUAUUUUUGCGCCAUUCAGUAAGGGAUUUGAGGAAUGAGGAUGGAUUUGUUGGUCUCGAAUAGAGUAGAUCCGAGGGUAAGUCGAAAUGCAAAGAUUGUAAAUAAUACAAAAAUGAUAUUAAAUGUAGAACAUUGAGUUGUUAAAGUGCUAUUUUGCUUUUAAAAAACAGCUCUCGUUAGUAUCGGUUAAGUUUGUUAGUUCAGUAGCGCUAUCCAUUACAUGUAAAAAUAAAUAUAUGUGACAGUGAUUUCAUUUAUUAAUAUUUA